GGGCAUCUCUUGCUGGAGCUUCCUGCUAACCUGCAUCCUUCCCAAGGUAAGCAGCUUUUUCUCUUCAUUUUUACAUCUGUGGUUGCUUUAUUUAGGCUUAUGGUCAUUUGCUGCAGCUGGAGACUGUGCCUCCUGCUAUUAUCAUAGGGCUUUCCAUCCCAUUAUAGCACUACAGCGUGUGUGUGCCAGCACAGGCUGCAGCCCAGUAGACCAGCAUUGCUGUGCUCUGCUCCCAGCAGCGCCGAGCGCUCAGGCCGUGCUCUGAGGUUCCUUCACCGCUUAGAAACAGCAACAGCAGUAGUCUGGGGUAUAUACAUACAUAUGUAUAGCAAUGCUGCUAUCUGCUGGCUGUGCUCUGCUAGAGCAGUGGUGCUGGCAGCCCGGGUCACUGCGAGCGCUGCUGCCCGUCAGCUCCAGCGUCUUGCAUAAGGCAGACCGCAUCCCUGCGGUGUUUAUUUUUAGCUUGUGUAUUUUUCUAUUCCUGUCGAUUAAAUAAUGCAUUACUUACCCCGAGAUCCUCAUUUGUUAUUUCUGCUUCUUUUAGCUGUGAUUUUUUUUCUUCUUUUCUUAAUCUUCAUGUUUGCAUCUUCCUCUCCUUAUCUACUGCCUGCCCCAGAGGCUCUCUGCUGCUUUGGCAACGUGCUAACGUGUUUGGGAACGAUAAGACAUCUAAUUAAUAGUUUAAUUAGCAGUACAAGGUCCUAAUAGCUUAUUAAAGGAAAAUCAUUCAGAAAAUUCUUUUCCUUUUCUCACGUUGGUUCCGUACCAUUUAUGAGCACACGGAUAAAAUGGCUUUGAAUGGUGCUUGGAAUGCAGCAGGGGAAGUGGAUGCGUGAUUUCAUGGGGGAUUUUACACCACUAAUACCAUUAUUUUCUUUCUUGUUUAAAAACAAUUUAACAGCUUAGCAGAACUGUAAGGGAACAGCAGUGCUGUGGCGUGGCCGGUGGUCCUGGAGGGGGAGUGAUGCACCACUGCCCUCCUCGCUGCACAUAAACACGUCGUGGCUUUAUCAGCAUGGGUUUGUUGGGUGGGAGCUUUGGCUGACCCCGUCCAUGCAGCACUCGGAGCCCCCCCAGCCCCUCUCCCUGUCCCUCCCAGCCCGCAGGAGCUGCGCAGUCGCUCCGCUGGGAUUCCGGAGGCUGCGGUGUUUUUCCUCUGACCCAUACAAAGAUUUCUUUCUAAAUUUAUCUCGGCGCUCAUCGGCAGUCCCACUUAGCAGCAGAUUACGAGGCCGGGCCAAUUCAAAUGAGGGCAGGGGAGCCUGGAACGUGGCGUGGCCCUGACACAGGGCAGGAUGGCAGCGGGCAGGGCUGGGCUCAGCGCUGCACACCCGCGCUGUGGCUGCACCCGGGGGCUCAGCUCUCCACUCCUGGCUGCCUCCAUCCCACAGGGAAUUUUCUGCAUGCUGCUCCUCCUGCGUGGAUUGCAGCGCAAAGCAGGCUGCAGCUGGGUGUGCUGCAUGGGAGUGUGUUGUAUCCCAAGCAGCCAAGCUUCGCUCCGUCCCCCCCUCCUCCCCCCCGUGUCUCAGCUGCACGUGGCAGCACUGCACCUCUGCCCACCUCGGCUGCAGUCCGUGGCGCUGCUCUGUGCGUAGCCCACCACGCUGAGGCUGCAGGGGAUGCAGAAUGGAUUAAACCAUCCCAGCACAAUGCAUGGGUGCUGCUAACGCCGUCUGCACUCUUUGCAUUCAGCAAUGCAGCCCUGCACAGGGAGAACGUUCCGUGUCUGGAAUCAGGGAGGGAAAUUAUGCAGUUACGAGGAUGGCAUAAUUGAGAGAAUGCUUUGCUGGCGCAAUUUUCUUAUGCGCUGUCAGCAAAUCACUUAAUCUGUGCUGUGCCAAGUUUCCCAUCCAUUAAAUGGGGAAUGAUUACCCCUCUGCUUCCUUAGGGGGAGCGGGAGCAGCAGCACCGAUGGCUCCGGGCACAGGACGGUGCUACGGCGACACGAAGAGCUGCAGAGCUGCAAAGAGCACCGACCUUCGGAACCGGAGCCCUCCUCCUCAUCUCCCGAUGCUUUUCUUCGGUUUUGGUUUGUUUUUAUCAUUGCAGAAGAUCCUCAGAUAGGUUCAUCUCUUCCGUUCGGGAUUUAAAACGAUCUCCCGGGUCCGGACGCCGCACGUCCUGCGAGGAAGGAGAGGAAAAGGCAGCGCGGGACGCACCGAUGGAUCCGGAGCUCUUCCUUCGCCCGUCCGCCGCCCCCUCCCGGACCCCCCCGUGGGCUGUGGGGGGGGCACGGCCUCCCGGGACGUGUAGGCAGAGCGGGGUGACCUUGUGGCGCGGCGGGGGGGGGCAGCGGCCGCCUCUUCCUCCGCUCGGGAGCGUCCGGGGGGGGGACGCGCCGGGAGCCGCGGGGACAGAGCGGAGAGGGGCCGGGAUGGGAGCGUCCCCCGUGCACCACCCCGCCCCAUAACCACCCCUUUCCCUGGGCCAUGGUGCAGGUGGGGGCACGGACAGAGCCUGGCCGGGCUGCUGCAGCUGCCGGAGGCACCUGGGGGUGGGAAAUAAGAGAUAAUACUUACUAGUAUUCGUGGUGGUGGUAUUAUUAUUAUUAUUAUUAUUAUGGAAGUAGUGAUCUGUGGGGGGACAUCUUCCCGAAGGGAACAUAAUGAUAAUGGAGCAUAACAAUAACAAAUGGGACAUAAUAAUAAUUUAAUAAGUAUUAAAAUAUUAUUAAAAUGCAUUAUUAUUAUUAUUGUUAUUAUCACUACUUCCUCGUGGGUAAGUGGGACUGCUGCCCCAUGGAAUGUAUCACACAAGCUGCCCAGAUGGGAAGCAGUUCCUUUACAGCUUCGUGUUUGCUCAGCCCUCCUUCCCAAGGACAGUUGCUCCAUAAAGCCUUACAACUCCCGUGCCCUGCAUUGCUGUGUUCUUUAUUGUUUUCCUCGCUCUCAGAUCAUCUGAUGCCGUUUCUGUUUGUAGAGCCUUUUAAUAGCGAGGUGGCGGAGACAAAUCUGACUCGGUAAACUUGCCUUCCCCCUUAGGGCAGCCGUAGCCCAGAGAAACAGAGGAGAGCUGCAGCUCAGCCUCGGAGCAGCGCUGUUUACAAUCCAUCAUUGUUAGUUAAUUGCUGUUUGGUUAAAUAUUUACUUUGGAUUAAGUUCUUUUGUGCUCUUUUCUUACAAAAUAAUAAGUAGGGGUGUAUCUGCGGGCCUUUCUAGAUGGCUUUUUCAAGAUAACUGAGCAGCAGAGAAACUUCAUGAAGUUAUUCUCUAUGUUUUGUGCAUGCGUUUGCCUUGUGUUGCUGUGCUAUCACCUGCGAUGAGCCAAACCGAAGCAGGGGAGCAGGCAGGAAUGGGCCGGACAUCCCCCUACACCAACUUCCAAGGCACAUCCCGAAGGGUUGCACUGCUUUAUGGGGUGACUGCAGACUUCGUGUCAGGGCAGCCGAACCCUACGAGCAUCCUCCUGGCUGCAGCUCUGCUCCCCACCUGCUCUGAGCCCCCUGGGGAGCAGCUGUUGGCUCCACGAGAGCCUUUUUUGGUGCAAUGCUGUGAACUCCCGUGUUCUGCAGCAGUGACCCAACUGUUAUAUAAACAAGGGUUUAAUUUUGGAACUUUAAUAUUUAAGAGGCUUAACUUUCCUUUUGCUCAGGCUUGUUUUUACGCACUGCCCCUUUGCAAAAUGCUUCUUACCUACGUUAUGGCUUGCUACCUUAUCCUGUGGCUGCGUUCAUGGUCCAUCUGAGCAAGGGUUUUACUCGGGGUAACUCCCUGCCUUAGCAUUGCUCUGCCAGGAUGGGGCAGGGUUUGCAACACUGCAUUGGCCAGGCUGCCCCUCUGGGUUCUCAGCCCAACUGCUCCCUCUGAAAAUCAGCAGAGAAGUAACCCAAAGGGAGUGCUGCUGUGGAGCAGCAAAGGCUGAUGUGCAGUUAUAUUGCCUGCACAAACUGGGACCCUUUGGAGGAUAACACAGGGCUCCAUCCCCCACUGGGAUCUCUACUCAAAGUAACUUGCAUAACUUGUGCUCCAGCCUUGCUCCUUGUUGGUACAGCGCUGAUCCUCUGCCUUCAGCAGGUAGGUGGUUCGUCUUCGGCUUCUUUCUGUGGUCAGCAAUCAUCCCACAUGUAUCCAGUUUAGUGAUGGUGAUGCAGAAAUUCCCCCCAGUGGGACAGAAGCACUGUCCAUCGCUUGCUGUCAAAGACAAAGACUGUUCCCCAGCUGCUGUCCUGCCAACAACUCUCCAGCACUCACUGCUCUGUUCUGGCACCAGCCAAGAAGCUGGAGGAUCAGGAAACAAAUUAGGAGUGCUUUGAAGGAAAGGCUUACCAUGACAAUGGGAAAUCAGGUGUUUUCACAUGCUGUUAGGAGGGAGUAGGUCUUCCUCAAACUCAUGUGCUCCUGGUAAUGUGACUUUUGUCUCUUUGUUUGCAGCAGCAUGUUGGUUUUAGUGGCCCUCCAGUCAUGGAAUCACCCAAUGCCCAGUGCUGAACUCAUUGAUGUGCUCAUCCCAAGCAGCUCCCCUCAAACAGCCCCAUGUUUCCCACCUUGUGGUCUCUGUGAAAUGCACUUACAGGAGGAAGCUUCCACUCUUUGUUCUGGAGGAAUUGCAUUAGUAUUCUGGAAAAAGAAUAUCUGCUUUAAUGCAACAGAAUUCUUGCUUUUUCUAUUACAGUUGUAUACUUUCUUACGUGGAUCCCCUUGGAGCGAUGGCCUUUCCACAGCAUACUGCAAAUAAAGCAAUGAUGGAAGGAAUAAUGUAGACCUUGCACCCUUAAAACAUGCUUAAAAAGGGUAAAACCUGGGGUUGACUGUGGCACAGAGCUCUGUGCUGUGUGGAUCUGGCACCCCGCAGCUCUGCAGUGCCCUGUGACCGCAGCCCGUCACGCUGCCUGCUCAGCACAGUUCGUCACGUAAACAGGGAGAUGCAAAUAAAGAAAUGGGCCUGAUUCCACACCGUGAGCGCUCUGGAGACUUCCAGCAUCCUGACCUAUGGUUCUGUAUGUUUAUGUUGCAGUGCUCCCCUGCGUGCAGGGCUCGGCGCAGGCAGCGGAUCGUCCUCCCGAGGCGGCUGCAGGCUGCAGGCAGCUCCCAUCUUGGACGACCUCAUUUUAACCUCCCUGUUUCGAGGCAGCAGUGGCAUUAUAUAACCCAGAUUUCGGCUGGUCUGCGAGGGAGGCUGCGCAGAAACAGACGUGUGCUCACACGGGUCAGGGCGUAACGGGGCUCCUUCCGCUGGUGCCCUCGCCCACGUCUCACCCAGAGCUGCCAAGGAAAGCUCCCACUCCAGAGCUGCAGCUGUGGAUCUCUGGACUCACAGUGCAGAACACAUUCGUGGCAGCUCUGGGGAGGGCAGUGCUAAGGAUAGAAUGGCUCUCAGCAGCUGAAAGUGAACCCGUGGGAGCCUGGUGCUCCUCUAGGCGGACCUAUGGAGGGAGUCCCUGUGGGACUCAGGGCUCAGCCAUUCCUGGCUCAUGGCUGUGUGCCUCCAAUAGCCUUAUUUUUCACUGUCACAUCCAGUCUGCUUUCCCAAGUCCCCCUGGAGCACCUCCCUCUUUUCACCCAAGGCUUAUUGAUGGUAGGAAUGGGGCACAGCUAGUGCCAGAAGACACUUUUCUGCAGAAGCUCCCAUUUUGCAACUCCUUCACUUCCUUAUGAGAACCAUGGACCUUCUACCUUGCCACAGAUUCACCUGUAGGGGCUGUAGGAAAACAAUCAAAACAGAGCAAGGAGGUUAAUGCAGAUGCUUUAAUGCUGUGACUUACAGACACUGCCCCCCCCACCCGCCCCCUGAGGCAUGCAGAAUUUCCUUGUGUCCUGGCACUGGGAGGCAGAAUUACCAAUGCAUGCUGAUGUCCCAUUCAGCAUUCCUCACCUAAGCACAGUUUUCCUGUGCUUUGCUGGCCUUGGCCACCAGUCCUUCAGAGUUAAUGGCCUGGCACUGGGCACCUGUUGAGUCCUCUGGGCAGUGCUGCUCAUGUGUAGGUAAUUCUCAAUUGCUCAUUUACAUCAGCUCCUCCUUUUCUAUGCAAUUGUCUCAAGAGAUGGAACUUUCUUACUCUUGUACAACAAGAAAUGAGCAUGGAAACCACGUUUAUAUGUUUUCAAAAGAAUAUAGGUGUGGUUUCCAUCCUUCCUGGGAGUCCUGCAGGUGUCCUUUCUCCCUUUGGUGCUGUUUGGCUCCACAGUAAAGUCUUACAAUACCUUUCUUAUGGUUUAGGUUUCAGGAAAUCCAAAGGCUUAUUCCUCUUUUGAGGAAUACCAGUUGUUACUACUGAGUGGAUCCACAGCACUUCCUGAGCAGCAGCAACCAUUAAAUCCCUCCGUUUCAGUGCAGAAAUCCGUGCUGUCCCCUGAGCGCAGCCCCAGCCAUCCCUCAGCUGCAUGAGAAGGGCAAGACAGGCAACUUUUGUUCUGCUGAACACAGUUCCACCACAUGGCAUUGCAUGGAAAAUAUGGGCAACGAGGUUGUUGUGUAAUGUGCUCAGUGGGAGGCUGCUUCCAGGUGUUACUUAAUUCCUUCAGCUAAGUGCUCCAUGGCAAAACCAGAUGAGCCGUACUAGCUGAGAGUUCUCCUGGAGCUGUUGCUGGGGCUGUUUGUGUCCCAUCCACUCUGACACACCUUGCUCUCGUUGCCAAGUAACUAAUCAUACUGCUGAGAGCCAGCAUUGUGCAGGAACUGCACUGGCAUUCGUCCUCUUCCUCUUCCUUCUCCCCACCUCCCACUGCCUGAGCUGGGAUUGCAUUAGGAAUGGCAAAGCCACAGAGACGUCCUCCUGCUCUGUGCAGGCUCAGACGAUGCAGACACAGUGGGUUUGGAGGAGCAGCUGUGACAAAUUGGCCUGGUGUGCACCUCUGCUAGAUAAUUCGGGUUACCAUGGUUACGUGUGGAAAACAGGGCUGCGGGUUAACCUGAGCCAGUGUGGCAUGGAGUGCAGCAUCUCGGGUCAUGGGGUCUUAUCUCAUGGUGAGAGGUCUCAUCCCGCGUCAUACUUGGGUUGGAGGAGGCCACCAUCCACCCCCAAGUGCACAAGUUCAGCCUCCCUGCUCCUCCAGACAUGUUCACGCUCUGAGUCUUAAAAAGGAGCUCUCCAAGUCAGUCCAGAAUUCUACAUUGCGGCUCUCUGCUCAUCACAUGUACUGCAUGGAUCUGCACACAAUGCCCAUGUGUUCAGCACCAAGGUCUGUAAGCCAAGAGCUGGCAUCCACAGUUGCUGGAAAUGCCCAAAAGCCCAUCCCACGGAGCACAGCCGGUCAGUGCCAGAAUCUAUCCUUUUUAUCAGCCAUAUCUUCAGAGAGGAAUGUUUGCUAUUUCUGUUGGAAAACAGCAUGCUCACCUACUCCCCCCGAGUCACUGCUGAAGACCUGCCCAGCCCACGGCCAUCUUCUAGUCCUCAACAGCCUAAGAGAGCUGCAAUGUCUCAGCCUACCAUAUAGGAAAACAACAGGAGCAACACUGAGUCCACAAAUGGCUUUCAGCAAUAUUUCUAUGAACACCAAUAUGAAAAAGUGCUCUGGAGGCAAAUCAGAUGAUUUCAGCUCAAAGACUGCUGCUGUCCCACCUUCCCCAAACGACAGAGCUGACACGAGGCACAGGAUCCACCGGACCAUCCCAAACACAACCAUCUUCAUGACUUGGUGGAAACCUUCCAGUCUGGGAAAAAACCUGUCAAAUGAAGGGGUAAGAGAAGCCUGGAGUGAGUUAAAGUUGAAAGAAAACUCUAAGUUCCUCUGCCAAGCAGUGCUUCUACUGACAGAAGGUUAUGGAAACUCCAUUAAAUCACUUUGGGACUCUGCUAUUUAUCUUUUACAGCAACCUGCUCAGAGAACGCAGCAGUGGAUGGCAGCACAAAGGCCUCAGAAGGAGAGGUUCUGCCAGGCUGUUUUCAGCACAUUACAGUGCACUGAGGCAGUGCUGCCUUCCAAAGAGAGAACUGUACAGAACUGCACGCUCACAGGUAUAAAUGAGGAGGCAGAGGCCUGCUGGAAAUACCACUCUCAGCUUUUUGAUGUGUUAAAUGCCUCCUUUUCCUGGGCUGGCUGUAAGAAGCCCAAAAUGACAAUAAGGGGGAAAAAAAGGAGUGGUUUGGGCAAAUAAAUUGGGUGAAUUCUAUGAAUCCCUUAAUAAUAUGGCUGAUCUUUGGUUUGCUAUUCAAAAUACUCGUUCAAGGAAGCCUUAAAAAUUCAUACCUUUGCUAGAAUAUACCCUUACUGCCUUGUCCUUUGGGCAGGAAUAGCACUAGAUGCUGGAUUGGAGGCUUAAACUCAGAGCUUGGCCACUGCAGAGCUCAUCCUCAGCCAUGCCUUCCCCUUUAAAGGAGUAAAACGAUACAGUUGUUGGUGCACGGGCUGAGAAGGGGCUGGUUGGUGUUGUUUUGUUUUUUUAAAGAAAAAUAGUUGGCAGGAACAUGAGCAAAGCUGAAAGUAUUUUCAUCUGGUUUGUUUUGUAAUGUUUAAUGUUUUGUUUUCUACUUUGCGGAUUAUCCGAAGGAAUCGUUGAAAACAAAUGUCUCCCAUUCUGGAAAGGGAAAUCAAUCUACUGUUGGGUUAAGACGACCAAUGAGAAUUGGUCAAAUAAGGAAACCAAAAACAUAUUGAAAAAUGAAAAUAUCUGUGUUAUCCUUGGAGUAAAACAAUAUAGAAAAGUUCCACUUCUAA
Molecule: messenger RNA, 8594 nt
Organism: Gallus gallus (chicken)
Lineage: Eukaryota; Metazoa; Chordata; Aves; Galliformes; Phasianidae
Exons: 1
Coding region: 6886-8034 (382 amino acids)
Source: RefSeq, a predicted model, not a curated record